AUGGAAAAAAGUGAAAAAUUUCAGGAAUUGAUUUUUCCUGAAGAUGUGAUAAAAGAAAGAAGAAAAUUGUCCUAUGACUGUGAUAUCUGUAAAAAGUCAUUCUCUCUAAAAGGUAACUUGACUAAACACAAACGUAUUCAUACAGGAGAGAAGCCAUAUCAUUGUGAUAUUUGUGGUAAAUCAUUCUCACGGAUUGACGACUUAACUAAACAUAAACGUAGUCAUACAGGGGAAAAACCUUAUCAUUGCAAUACCUGUGGUAAAACUUUCUCUGUAAGCAGUGGCUUAGCCUCUCACAAACGUACUCAUACAGGGGAGAAACCAUGUCAGUGUGAUAUCUGCGGUAAAUCAUUUUCUCAAAGUAGUCACUUGAUAAUACACAUUCGAAUUCAUACAGGAGAGAAGCCAUAUGUCUGUGACAUAUGUGGUAAACCAUUCUCUCAAAGUUCCAUCUUAACUAUACACAAACGUAUUCAUACAGGAGAGAAGCUGUAUCACUGUGAUAUCUGUAGUAAAUCAUUCUCUCAAAGUUUUGCCUUAACUAAACACAAAUAUCUUCAUACAGGGAAGAAACCAUUUCACUGUGAUAUCUGUGAUAAAUCAUUCUCUGUAAAUAGUCUCUUUACUGAACACAAACGUAUUCAUACAGGAGAGAAGCCAUUUCACUGUGAUGUCUGUGGUAAAUCAUUCUGUCAAAGUUCUGUCUUAACUAAACACAAACGUUGUCACACUGGAGAAGAGCCAUAUCAGUGUGAUAUCUGUGGUAAAUCAUUCUCUGGAAGUAGUGGCAUAGUUAGACAUAAACGUAUUCAUACAGGAGAGAAGCCAUAUCACUGUGACGUCUGUGGUAAAUCUUUCUCUGUAAGUUGUCACUUACUUGAACACAAGCGCAUUCAUACAGGAGAGAAGCCAUUUCACUGUAAUAUCUGCGAUAAAUCAUUCUCUGUAAAUAGUGCCUUAACUAAACACAAACGUAUUCAUACAGGAGAGAAGCCAUACUUGUGUGAUAUCUGUGGUAAAUCAUUCUCUCGGAGCAGCAACUUAAAUACGCAUGUACGCAUUCAUAAAGUGGUAUGACUGCAUCCAUGUUAAAUUCAUAGCAAACAUUUUAAGCUCCAUCUAAACUGGGGGUUGCGCUGUGUGUUUUAGCAACAUUAAUAACUUAUCCUCUCAUUGUGUCUCUCAUUUUAGGCAGUCAUUUACAGAUGGUAGACCUUUCCAGACACCAACUGCUUUAUCCCCCUUUUACAGCAUUGCAGAUUUACUGUCAAAAUUCCUUCUAUGUAAAACAAUACCACCCAUGUAAAGGGUAAAGACCCCUUUCAGGCCUGAAUGACCAUGGAAUUGUACCUAGGAAAUUCCCCUUCGGGGCACAAGUUCAUGCGAGGUUGUUUGUGGAAGACCAGCAGUCAGUUGUGCACACCAGCCUCCCCUCUCCACACCACUGAUGUUAUUUAAGGGAAAGGCAAAGGCUGAUACAGCUUGGUACCCGUGACGUCACAACUCAUUUCUACAGCUGAGUGAACUGGAGGAAUGUGAAAUAAAGUGCCUUGCUCAAGAACACAACACACAACCUAAUCUGGGAAUUGAACUCACUAUUUCAUGAUAGUGAGCCCAAUGCUCUAACCACUGAGCCACUCACAUAAGAAAAGCAAAUACAACAGCGUUUGACAACAACCGCCCAACACUAAAUUUUAUGUUGCUACAAAUAUAGUGAGACUUUAUCCUUGUUUUAUUUUUAAUAAAAGUAAUUUUUCCCAGAUUUUGAAUUUGUGGUGCAAGAAUUUUGGUAAAGUGUUUGUUGAAAACAGUAUUACUAUAUUUGUGGUGAGUUAUAAUUAAUAAAGCUUAAAU
Messenger RNA from Octopus bimaculoides (California two-spot octopus), 1854 nucleotides. RefSeq lists its product as uncharacterized. Lineage: Eukaryota; Metazoa; Mollusca; Cephalopoda; Octopoda; Octopodidae. Gene Ontology annotation, molecular function: RNA polymerase II cis-regulatory region sequence-specific DNA binding; DNA-binding transcription activator activity, RNA polymerase II-specific. Gene Ontology annotation, cellular component: nucleus. The record is from RefSeq and is a predicted model, not a curated record. Gene Ontology annotation, biological process: regulation of transcription by RNA polymerase II.